UUCAUCAGGAAGAUGGCAAAGAAUCUCGAGGCUCAGAUCAUUUACCCUAGAUUCACUUCUCUAAUACGAUAUCUAGCUUUGAUCUCAUCUCAACCGUUCACGUGUCCUUCAAGUCCCACCCGUAAACCAAACUUUUAUAAAUUCCAUUCACCCUCCAACUUUCCCGGUCUCAUGAAGCGGUGAAAAGAUUAUCACAUUCCCAAAAUACCCUCGUCUGUCAAUCAAAUUUGCAACCUCUGCCCCUCUGCUAAAUUGAAUAAAAAAGAAAAACCAAAUUACACUCAACAAAUCUCAAGCUUCUCUUUUUUUUUUUUUGUUCUUUUUUCUUUGGAAGGGUUGAUUGGGAAAAUGGUAGAUACGGGGGCGUGUGAAAGCGAAGAAGAGCUGUCACUGUUGCCUCAUCAGAACAAUGGUGACCGGUCAUGGCGGUUGAACUUCGAUGGUUUCCAGUUAUCUCCUGAACACAAAGACAAAAAGCCUCUUCGUAGCCAUGAUUGCCUUGGGGUUUUAGGACCAGAAGAUAACGUGGCUGAAUACUAUCAGCAGCAGGUAGAAAUACUUGAAGAUUUUAAUGAAAUGGAUGCCUUAGCUGAGCGUGGUUUUAUUCCUGGAAUGUCCAAGGAAGAGCGGGAAAAGUUGGCUAGAAGUGAGACAUUAGCCAUUAUAAUUUCCAAUAUUGCAAACAUGGUUCUUUUUGCUGCAAAAGUUUAUGCUUCCAUCAGAAGUGGCUCAUUGGCUAUAAUUGCAUCCACAUUAGACUCGCUUCUUGAUCUUCUGUCUGGCUUCAUCCUCUGGUUUGCUGCAUUCUCCAUGUCAACACCAAACCCGUAUCUGUACCCAAUUGGAAAGAAAAGAAUGCAGCCACUGGGUAUCCUUGUUUUUGCCUCUGUCAUGGCAACUCUUGGACUGCAGAUAAUCUUGGAGUCAGGGCGAACAAUUGUAUCAGAUGAGGAUGAAUUCAAUCUGACGAAGGAGCAAGAGAGAUGGGUUGUUGGCAUUAUGAUUGGAGUGACCCUGGUAAAGCUUCUCCUGGUGUUUUAUUGCCGCUUAUUUACCAAUGAAAUUGUCAAAGCUUAUGCCCAGGAUCAUUUCUUUGAUGUUAUCACAAACAUCAUUGGCCUUGUUGCUGUGCUACUUGCUAAUUACAUUGACGACUGGAUGGACCCUGUCGGAGCUAUCAUUCUGGCGGUGUACACAAUCCGCACAUGGUCAAUGACAGUAUUCGAGAAUGUGAACUCAUUGGUUGGAAGAUCAGCAGCUCCAGAAUAUCUGCAGAAAUUAACCUAUCUAUGUUGGAACCACCACAAGGCCAUUAGACACAUCGAUACAGUUCGAGCUUACACCUUCGGAUCUUACUACUUCGUGGAGGUUGACAUCAUACUCCCAGCAAACAUGCCAUUGCAAGAAGCUCAUGACAUCGGAGAAUCCUUGCAAGAGAAGCUCGAGCUACUGCCUGAGAUUGAGCGUGCUUUUGUUCAUCUUGAUUAUGAAUACAGUCACAAACCUGAACACGCGCGGGCACAUACAUUAUAGAUAAAUAAUUUUAC
Durio zibethinus is the source of this 1547-nucleotide messenger RNA. RefSeq names its product metal tolerance protein 11-like. Lineage: Eukaryota; Viridiplantae; Streptophyta; Magnoliopsida; Malvales; Malvaceae. Gene Ontology annotation, cellular component: membrane. The record is from RefSeq and is a predicted model, not a curated record. Gene Ontology annotation, biological process: transmembrane transport; monoatomic cation transport. Gene Ontology annotation, molecular function: manganese:proton antiporter activity.